Molecule: messenger RNA, 2708 nt
Organism: Spathaspora passalidarum NRRL Y-27907
Lineage: Eukaryota; Fungi; Ascomycota; Pichiomycetes; Serinales; Debaryomycetaceae
Exons: 1
Coding region: 9-1331 (440 amino acids)
Source: RefSeq, a predicted model, not a curated record
GAUUGAUUAUGAAAUCUUAUCAUUUCGACCUCUAUGGUCAACCAUUUGGUUUCCAUAGACUGAAAUUCUUUGGUAAGAAGGAUUUUGAAUCACCAAUACUUGAAGCCAUUAUUACAAAAUUAGAUGUAUCUUCUGAUAAAAACUCACCAUUUGUUAACACUGACACUACCCAAAGUUUACAUAAUACUGAAAAAACUGCCACUGUUGAAACUACUACUGCUGUUGGUACUAUUGUUGUUGCUGCUGAAGGAUCUGACGCUACAGUUAAACAAUCUAAGCGUUUAAGAUUCAAGAAAUGGUUAGAAAAGGCCAAAUCCAAAGGUUUUAUUGUUGAUUUUUCAAAGAUUGCUGCUGUUGAUUCUAGUUCCAAUUCAAAUUUAGAUGAUUAUGUUUGUUCCUCUAAUGACACAAACACAAUUAAAGCUGCUUCCGAUAAUACCCCAAAUACAACUACCGCUGCUACUAAUUCAAGUAAACUUACUGAUACUACCCCCAAGAUUAUCACUGUUACUACUCCAUCUAUAUCUGUUACUCGUCCUCCUUUGGUUUCUGGCUCCAAGCGUGAAAAAGUGAAAGGAUGGUUUACAAAGAUCAUCUAUGGGAAUUUACAAACUGAUAGUGAAAAUGUUGCCUUAAAGGAACUGGUAGUUGAUGAUAAAGAUGCAAAUGAUGAAGUUAUCUUUGUUGAUUACUUUACUUGUUCCUCAACUGAUUUGAAAGAUGAUCAUUUUAAAACUGUUAGUCCUCCAGAAAUCCAUAUUUCCAAACGUCAUCAAUUAAAACAAUGGUUUAAAGGUUUCUUCAUCUACCCACAAGCUUCCAGUGAUGAUCAAAAUAUCCCAGACCCUGAUUUAGUUGAUGAACAUGAAAAUGUUGAUUUCAAGUCUUUUGAUUCUAUUUUCCUUCAUGGACCCCCAUCUUCUUGUUCAAAUGACGAUGCAAACUCUUUUAAGGUUAAGCCAUCUUUCCCCCUGAUUUUUUAUACCGCUGUUACGGAAUCUGCACCUUUGCUUUUUCAAAGAUUGAAGGAUUGGUUCAUCAGAUUAGUGUUUGGAAAAGGUAAAUCCCGUGAUGUGGAUUCUACGGAAGACAAUGAUUAUGCUGAUAAGGAUUCUGAUGAUGUUGACCUUGGUGUCGAAUCUGAAAUCUCACUUGAUGUUCAAGGACAGACCGUACUUGAAGAUAAUGGUGACAUUACUCCAAACAAUGACAAUACUAAUGAUAAUAUUUCCCCUGAUGCUGAAACUGAGGAUGAUGAUUUUGAAGAAAUAUGGGUGUAUUGCUUCGAACGUACUCUCCCGUAUAAAAAGCGAGUUCCUAAACGCAAAUGAAGGGGAAAUUAUAAACCAAAUCAAAAACUUGAACAUUUAAUGUUUAUUACUUAAUUGAAUUACAAAGACAAGUUUAAGCAAUUAGAAACUUAUGGACAGACCAAUUCUUCGUUUCCAAGAAGGAUCUAAUAACAUUGAAAUUGAACCCAUAAUGGUUCUAUUAUUACAUUUAACCCAAUUGAAAUUGACAAAUAUCCACACAUGAUUAAAGGUUUGAAUGAAUUCGUACCUAUUCCGAGGCCCCAUUUAGUUCCGACUAAAUCGCCUUCACUUCGUUGUCAGAUACUUCCACACUGACUUUGAAUGAAUUUGUACCCGAUUUCAAAGAAAUCCUUAAGUGCAAUAUUAUCAAAUAUUGCCUAAUUAAAUGUGGUUAAAACGAAUGAAUACGUACAUAUUUUGAGGUUCCAUUUAGUUCCAAAUACAAAGCUAAAUCCCCUUCACUUCUUCUUCAGAUAUUCCAUCCUGAUUUUGAAUGAAUCUGUACUUAUUCCGAGGAAUUUGUGAAUUUUAUCCCUAAACUUUCAAACGUUAAAGUUCAAUCACCUAAGUUAAUCGUGGUGAAAUUGUGAAUGAAUUCGUACCUGCUCCGAGGUCCGUUUAGUUUCUAGCUAAACCCCUUCAACUUCAUGGUCAGAAAAAAAAAUCUCCUGAUUAUGAACGAGUUUGUACCUAUUUCCAUAUGAAAGUUUGAGAUACUACACAAUCCUUAAAUUCAUUGUUAAAUUUCAAUAUGGUUAAUUGUUUCCGUUGUAAUAUUGUUUUCAAUGCUCAUACUAGUAUUUAUUUCCAGUAAUAAGUUAUAAUUGUCUUACAUUUUGUUUUUACAAUGACAAAUUAUGUCCUUGUUUGAUUUGGUAUUUUCCUUCUAUUUGUUGGUGUGAUGAUAUGUUUUCGUUUUGGUAUUUGAUGUUCGGCUUCAUUCUGGUUGUUUGGUCUCGGUAUCUUUGGUCAUUUUUGCUAUUUUUGGUAUAUGGUAGUUACAGUUUUUAAAUUUGAUAAAUUCUCUAAAUGUAACUGUAGUUGCGCCUGACUCAUGAGCGAAUUGUAUUGUAAUGAAAUUCCUUUUAGUGAUUGAAAACGUUCCAAGAAGAAGAUCAACUUAUUACUGCUUGCAUAUUGCUGACUAUAGCAAGUAGAAACAUCGGACCGGUGCUACCAGGUUACGUGAUGUUAAGCUUGGCUUUUAUUAAAAUAACCAGAUCCACAUGGCAAACUAAUAGCGGCGAUCAAAAAGAUAUGACGCAACAUGUUGCAAGCUCCAUGAAUUAAUAAUCAAUUUUAAGUUUUUGCCAUCAAAUCUACCGAUAUCGGUUGUAUUUGCCAUAGAUCUGACCACGUGACGUAUUUUAUUCCGAUCCCAGUCCCGGGACAAGU